This is a messenger RNA of Penicillium brevicompactum, 1599 nucleotides long. RefSeq names its product MFS transporter. Gene Ontology annotation, cellular component: membrane. The coding region runs from base 1 to 1599 and encodes 532 amino acids. The transcript is spliced from 3 exons. The record is from RefSeq and is a predicted model, not a curated record. Gene Ontology annotation, molecular function: transmembrane transporter activity. Lineage: Eukaryota; Fungi; Ascomycota; Eurotiomycetes; Eurotiales; Aspergillaceae. Gene Ontology annotation, biological process: transmembrane transport.
AUGAGCAGUCCAUCUACAGAAGAGAAAGAAACUGCAUUGCAUCCCCCCGGGGCCCCGUCAUCUACUCAGGAUGAUGGUAUAGGUUCCGCACAGACUGCAAACGAUGAAUACAUAUACAUCGCUGAUAGCUACAGCUUGGUACAGCGGACCAUCUUCAUCAUGACGGUGUGUGCGUCUAUGUUCACCAAUCAGUUGGGCUUGUGCAACAGCCUCACAACUCUCGAAAUCAUCGGAGAGUCCUUUGGCGUCACCGAUCCCGGCAAACUCUCAUGGACAAUAUCUGGCUACGGCUUGACUCUGGGUACAUUCGUCUUGGUCGGAGGGCGUCUGGGUGAUGAGUUUGGCAACAAGGCAAUCUUCAUCAUCGGCAUGGGCUGGCUUGCCUUGACGAGCAUGAUGGCAGGAGUCUCUGUCUACUCCAGCUACCCCGUUUACAUCCUUGCUCGCGUCCUACAAGGCCUUGGCCCUGCCUUGACUGUGCCUAAUGCACUCGCCAUCAUGGGAAAAUGUUUCUCUGAGCGUCCUCGAAACAUGGGGUUUGCAUGCUUUGCGGCAUCAGCCCCAGUUGGUGCAAUGGCAGGUCUCCUCUUUGGGCCCCUCUUCGCCAUGGCUUGGUGGCCAUGGAUCUACUGGAGCCAGGCUUUGGGGGUUACUUUUCUCUUCGUCCUCGCUAUCUUUGCAAUUCCAAACAUGCCUAUCGAGAAUGGGCAAGAGCAACGACGAACGAUCCGCGAAGUUUUGGACCGCCUUGACGUCCUGGGAGGCGCAAGCGGUGUGGCAGCUCUGAUUCUGUUCAACUUUGCAUGGAACCAGAGUCUAGUUACUACGUGGGACGAGCCCUACGUCUACGUUUGCCUGAUCCUCAGUUUCCUGUUCCUGGCGGUAUUCUUUUACAUUGAACUUCGCAUAGCUCGCUAUCCAAUUCUACCAGUCGCUGUCCUCACUUCGGAUAUCGCUUUUGUCUUUGGGUGCACCGCAGCGGGCUGGUCCACAUUCGGCAUCUGGCUUUUCUACGUCAUCCGAAUAUGCCUCAAUAUCGGUGGUCAAACUCCCAUUCAGCUGGCUGCUUGGCUUUCUCCUAUCCUUAUUACCGGUAUCGCGACAGCGUUGGUCGUGGGCAAAAUAAUCAACAAGGCUCCAGCCUCAUCCAUCAUGUUGUUUGCAAUGCUUUGCUACUUUCUCACUUCUCUUCUCAUGGCCUUGCGACCCGUACACUCGACAUACUGGACCUAUUUCUUUUUUGCCACUAUCAUUGCAACUUUUGCAAUGGAUUCAUCGUUGCCUGCUGCCACGAUCAUUUUCGCGAGCGCAGUGCCUCGACAGUACCAGGGUAUGGGAUCAAGUGUGAUCAUGACAAUUGUUGUCUACAGCAUAUCGUUGGGACUUGGUUUUGCUGGUACUAUUGAGCUUCAAAUUAAUAAUGGCGGACGCACCGAGGCAGACUUGCUCCAUGGUUAUCGGGGUACUCUUUGGUUCUCUGUCGGGUUGACAGCUCUCGGCACUAUUCUCGCUUUGGUGUUUCUACUCAAAGAUACUCGAAGACGACAGUUGGCCAAGAAGCUCGAGGAAGAGGAAACGGCUCAUCCAACGAAGGUUUGA